Molecule: messenger RNA, 636 nt
Organism: Solanum verrucosum
Lineage: Eukaryota; Viridiplantae; Streptophyta; Magnoliopsida; Solanales; Solanaceae
Product: transcription factor MYB58-like
Exons: 3
Coding region: 1-636 (211 amino acids)
Source: RefSeq, a predicted model, not a curated record
AUGGUGAGAACUCCUUUUAUUGACAAAAAUGGAAUAAAAAGAGGUGCAUGGAGUGAAGAUGAAGACAACAAAUUAAGAGCUUUUGUUGAAAGAUUUGGUCAUCCCAAUUGGAGGCAAUUGCCUAAAUAUGCUGGUCUAAUGAGAUGUGGAAAGAGCUGCAGGUUGAGAUGGAUGAAUUACUUAAGGCCUAAUUUGAAGAAAGGGAAUUAUAGUCUUGAAGAAGAUCAACUCAUAAUUAAAUUACACAAUGAACUUGGAAAUAGAUGGUCCGCGAUUGCUGAAAAAUUAGGAGGAAGAUCGGACAACGAUGUCAAAAAUCAUUGGCAUGCUCAUCUUAAGAAACGUGUGAGAUUUACAAAUACAAAUUCAUCGCAGUCUGGAUCGUGUCAAUUAAAUGAACAAAAUGUUGCUGCAACCUUAACGUAUCCAGAGGUUUCGUCAAGUGAUCAUUUAUAUUCCCUUUUCAAUGGAUUAACGGAUAACUUGAUCGAACAAAAUCAGUCCAUUGAACAACUUUCAUUUUUCACUUCAUUCGAAACAGAUUCCUUUUCCUGGACAAAUAAUAUCGAGACUGAAUCCUUUGACCUUUUUUCGAUCCAACCCUUUGAUAAUUUCUGGACAAAACCUUUCUUUUAA